Molecule: messenger RNA, 3475 nt
Organism: Acipenser ruthenus (sterlet)
Lineage: Eukaryota; Metazoa; Chordata; Actinopteri; Acipenseriformes; Acipenseridae
Product: solute carrier family 35 member F5-like
Exons: 17
Coding region: 507-2048 (513 amino acids)
Biological process (GO): regulation of peptide transport
Cellular component (GO): membrane
Source: RefSeq, a predicted model, not a curated record
CGAGAGCAACGUUGAGUAAGGACUACAUUUCCCCAAAUCCCACGCAGUUGCUUACUGCGUACGCUAGAGUCAGGUGAGCAGGAAGGCACGAGAAGAGGUUGGUGGGAGGCAAUGUUUACAAGCUUGGAUUGGAACUGUGUCCUUUAAAAAUACAGAAUAGCCCACUGUAAUGAAGACUUUCCUUUAUGGUGGAAUCUUGCUUGCUCACAUUCUUACAGCUUGCUGGCUCUGAACAAAAGGUGAUUUACCUAAAGUCUUCACGGUGGACCUGCAUGUCUACUUUCCUGAUUGCUACAUGUUUUAUACAUAUAUAUACACAGGUGAAUGUGUGUGAUUAGAAAAGAAGUUUACCACAUCAACACAUCAUAUCAUUGAUGUGGUAAACUUACUUUCUAAUCUCCCUGUGUAUAUAAAAAUCCCAAAUGCAUUUUCUUUAGGUUCCCUUACGGUUAAUACUAAGGGAGUACAAAACUGAACGAUUCAUCAAAAUACAAAUCAGAUGACUAAUGGUGUGGGUGUUUAUCAUGAAUCGGGUGAGCUCUCAGAGCAGCUCCUCAGCUCAGCGCAGACGCAUGGCUCUGGGAAUCGUCAUGCUCCUGCUCGUUGAUGUCAUUUGGGUUGCUUCAUCAGAGCUCACGUCGUACAUUUUCAAGCGUCAAGACUAUAAUAAACCUUUCUUCAGUACUUUUGCGAAGACGUCCAUGUUUAUCCUCUACUUGGUUGGAUUUCUUGUGUGGAAGCCCUGGAGGCAGCAGUGCACAAGAGGAUUUCGAGGGAGACAUGCUGCACUUUUUGCAGAUGCAGAGGGCUACUUCACAGCAUGCACUACAGAUAACAGUUUUAACAACUCCCUGAGUGAACCACUUUAUGUUCCUGUGAAGUUCCAGGAUGUUUCUUCAGAAAAGGUUGGCGAUGCCAGCGGUGAAUGUGAAGAAUCUCCUAAAAAGCCUCGUGUUCGAUUCAGCAACAUCAUGGAAGUACGUCAGCUUCCAUCCACCCAUGCACUGGAAGCUAAACUUUCUCGCAUGUCCUACCCAGCAGCAAAAGACCAUGAGGACCAUGAGUCAGUAUUAAAAACUGUUAGCAAACUACCAGUAACACAGGUGGCAAAAAUCAGCUUCUUCUUUUGUUUUGUGUGGUUUUUAGCUAAUUUCUCCUAUCAAGAGGCACUGUCAGACACGCAGGUAGCCAUCGUGAACAUCUUGUCCUCAACUUCUGGGCUAUUCACUUUAAUCCUGGCAGCAGUGUUUCCCAGUAACAGUGGAGACAGGUUUACUCUGUCCAAGCUUUUAGCAGUGGCUUUAAGCAUCGGAGGAGUCGUUCUUGUAAGUUUGUCGGGUUCUGAUAAUACUGAUGGGAAAGACAUUAUAGGAUCUCUCUGGUCAUUAAUGGGAGCAGUGUUAUAUGCUGUAUACAUAGUCAUGAUUAAAAGAAAAGUGGAUCGUGAGGACAAACUUGAUAUACCCAUGUUCUUUGGGUUUGUCGGCUUGUUUAACCUUUUGUUCCUAUGGCCAGGCUUUUUCUUGCUUCAUUACACUGGUUUUGAGGCUUUUGAGUUACCCAGUAAGCUUGUGUGGAUGUAUCUCAUCAUUAAUGGACUUAUUGGGACUGUACUAUCUGAGUUUCUUUGGCUAUGGGGUUGCUUUCUCACCUCUUCAUUGAUAGGUACACUUGCAUUGAGCCUUACAAUACCUCUGUCCAUAAUUGCUGAUAUGUGCAUGCAAAAGGUGCGGUUUUCUUGGCUGUUUUUUGCAGGUGCUGUUCCUGUUUUUCUUUCCUUCUUUAUUGUAACCAUUCUAUGCCACUACAAUAACUGGGAUCCAGUGAUGGUGGGUGUGAGAAGGGUUUUUGCUUUUAUCUGUCGGAAGCAUCGUAUACAAAGGACCUUAGAAGGAACUCGAGUUGGUUUGGGCAUCUGUAGUAGUUAUUUUAAUAAGUUAAAGAGGUGUCCUGUAUUACACAGAACUUCAGAAGACAGCGAGCAGUGUGAAAGCCUCAUUCCUAUGCAUGGUGUUUCUCAGGAUGAUGGGCCCAGCUGCUGUUCAUAGACUACAGAGUAACAGCAGUGUUUGGCAAUGUGACAAUCCUGGAGAAGCCUGAAGAAAACUUUAAUUUUCAGUGCCUCUUUUUACCUUUUUUUUUUUUUUUUUAAUGAUGCGCAAACAUUUGAUCCCUUCAAACUUAAAUUACUGUACCUUCACAAGGACCCCCGUUUAUACUGGACUUUUUUUUUGUUUUGUGUGUUUAAUGGUACGUACCUGCCGAUGUGUAGGAAACCAAAACCUUUGGGGAGUAGCCAACCUGCCUUACCGAAUGUAAAGAAUGACAAUAUGGGGAGAACACUCAAACUUUUCAACACAAUAGAACACAUAAGAGGUAGCGGUUUACUCAUUUCAUUGUAAGUAGAUGCUGGAUAAUAAUAGAAGACAUGUGAAUUGGUACUACUUCCUCCCACUAAGCUCUGAAAGGAAAAGUACCCUUUCUAUUAGAUGUGGUACAUAAUACCAACUCCCUGCACUGUACAUAGGAAGUCAAAUACAAAUACAACAGAAGUAAGACAAAAGUAUUAUAUUUUAUUGUAAAAAAAAAAAAAUGGAAAAAAAUGAACUAAUAAUAAUGAAUGAAACACUAUGAUCAGUGUUUACAAAUCAACCCUGUUAGUUUACUGGUGUUCUAGGUGUAGUACUGUGCUGCAUAUUUCUUUCUCUAUUUACAGAAAAACACUAAAAUGACAACUGCGUGAGUAUUAAAUAUAUAAAGUGGCCUUAUACUGUACAUGCAUGUUCAAAUAUCAAAUUAAGAGCGGCGGUGAGGAGAGUAAUUCACUGUGUCCUUGAACUAUUGGUAAUACCCACGGCACUAUCCACAUACAUUUUAUGGCACAGUGCAUAUUACUAUACACAAUGCCUACAUUCUAGCCAUUAAUAAUGUAUUUGAACUUGUAUAACAUGUUUCGAUGAAUUGUCAGGUUUAGAGUGUUUUUUUAUUUUUAGUUUAAGCAUUAGAUACAACAAAUAGAUACAUGCCCCCUUUUUUUUUUUUUUUAUCUACAGCUUUAACUAUGAAUGGGAUUUAUAGCUGGAACUUCCCUGUAAUUAAUGACCCUUAGUUAACAGCUUAUGAAAUCUGUGAUGUGUGGAAAAGGCAAUACAUCGUCUCGUACUUAAAGAUAAGGAUACUGGGGAAUUUUUCACCUUGGUUUUAAUUUUUCAAAGUAUAUAAUUGGGCAGAGCAAAAUCUCAGUGCAGUCUAAGAGGCAAGCUGCCUGCAGGUUUUAUCCCAUUGAGUUGCAUAUAUGCAUCUUAAAGUGUGAUUGAUUGUCCACAACAAUGAAAAGUUUAAUAUCUUUUGUAUACAGUAACCUGCUGUUUUGAACCAUGUUUCUUUGUGUUUUGUUUUUUAAAAACACUUUGUGUGAAGACUGUCUUUAAUUUGAAUCUCUACAAUGGUGCUUUUAUAGUGUGUGUGUGUGUGU